Molecule: messenger RNA, 1921 nt
Organism: Bursaphelenchus okinawaensis
Lineage: Eukaryota; Metazoa; Nematoda; Chromadorea; Rhabditida; Aphelenchoididae
Source: the annotation of a GenBank genome assembly
AUGCCUCGAACCGGGUUACUGACCAUUACCACCGUGUUAUCCACUACACUCAUCUUAUCAUUGCCAAUAGCACCACCAGCAGAAGAACGAGGUCUAGGUCCAGAUGGUCAUCCGGAUGACAAGCUGGUACUUGUCGAAGCCAUAUGGAGGCAUGGCGACCGAUCCCCCUUAUUCAUUUACCCUACCAGCUUGAAUCUUGAAGCUGAUUGGCCAGCUCCAAUAGGAUUCUUGACACCAUUAGGGGUUGAACAACAAAAUGCUUUAGGGCAAUGGAUAAGAAGAAGAUACGUCGAGCAUUUUAAGUUCUUGCCAGAUCAAUUUCAAGGCGAUAUCUUGAGGGUAAGUCGGAGAGGUGCUCGAUAUACCCAUCUUAAUCAGCAAGUUUAAUUUUUUUUUAAUUUUCACUUCGACUCUUUUGAAAAAUGAUUUAAAAACGCUACUACCUAUACCUAUAUCUUUACCGAAUCCUCAAAAAACUCAAAAACAUCAAGAUAAUAAUAAAUUUAUAGGUAAGAUCAACCCAAGUAAACAGAACAAUUAAAAGCGCCCAUGCCAAUCUUUUUGGUAUGUAUGGAGCCCCAACUGUUGAAUACCCAAUCGAUGUUGUACCAAUGGCCGAGGACUACGCUGCUUUGCCUACUUCAAGUUGUCAAAGGCUGAUCAGUUUGAGGGAAUUGAUCAAAGCCACCCCAGAAUAUGCUCUUAUCGAAACUCAACAUCAGGUAAGGAUAUUGUGUUUAGGUUUAUACGAUAUUAAGUUGGUUCGGAUCUUUCUUAGUCCGUAAAUGGCCAUUUAAUUCUAGUCAAACCUAUCAAAACGUUAUACUAAAGUAAAAAUUUAAAAACUCCCCUUCAAAUUCAAGUAUUCCAGGAUCUCUACCACAAGCUGCUCCACCUAACUGGCUACGCUCAGAUGGACACAGAAAAGAUUCCUCACAUUUGGGACCCCAUGUACCUAGAAAAGUUACACAACCUCGAGAUCAACCCAAAACUCGACGAAUUAUACGACGAAAUCGAUCAAGUCUACAAUAACUUCACCAUGCUCACAUUCGGCUACAAUCUCGACCAACUGAACGACCUCGACCUAAGUCUAGAACUGCGCAAAGUUUGGGGUGGAACCCUUUUGGAUAGGAUAAUCAGAGAAAUGCAAGUCAAAAUUGAGUGUAAUCAGCUAUCCAGUGAUGAGAAGUGCAUUGACAACAUCAAGUACUAUGCACAGUCAGCUCAUGAGGUCACAUUGGCUGCUGUCAUGUCAACUUUCGGGUUCGAGUUAAUGGAUUAUGACAGAAUGAACUUGCCCGACCUAUGUUCGUCUAUGUUCUUGGAGUUGUGGCAGAACGCUCAAGACGAUUCCUACUACGUCAAGGUAAGGUUUUUACUGUAGAUCACGUUUUGUAGUCUUGAGAACGUUUUUAUCCUUACAGCCAAGGCCGGGCGCUGGGGGGGCAGGGGGGGGAACCCCCCCCCCUGCCUGUGCCGAUUUUUUCGUCCCCCGCCUCAGACCAAAAGUCCCCACACGGCACUGCUUACAGCGAUUAUAAAAUGCACCAUUGCUUUCAAAUCCAACUACUUUUCACUGUUUACUAUAUAGAGCAACACCAUAUCUUAAAAUCCUCUACUAACAUUAUACAUUUUUCAGGUAAUCUACCGCCGAAACGCGACUGACAUCUUUGAUGUAACACCCAAAAUCUCCAAUUGCAAAAUGCAAGAAGGUAGAGGAUGUGAAUUUAAUAGUUUUAUGGAGAGAUCUUCAGAUUACCUACCUACUACUGACUAUAAAACCGUAUGUUUACACCUCGAACACACAUUUUUAACGGUUUUUUUGGUUAACAUACCGACUAUUUCUGUCGAAACGAAGAGUUAAAAUAAUAUUUUACUAAAAUUGCCAUUUCAGGUUUGUAACACAGCCGUCAGCAUUUAA